AUGCUAUCGUGUGAUCCAGGCGACGGCGGCACCGUCGGGAACGUCAGCAACAGCGGUACGGUCAAUCGAACGAUUAUCCUGAUGAGCAAGAGAACCCUGGUGUUCGUGUUCGCCGUGGCUUUUCUCGGAGCGGCUGUGGUGCUGCUGGUGCCAGUUGGCAAUUGUGGUAGGUCCAUGAUGUUGCCGCCGGAACGGCCGACCACUGAGAGCGGGUUCAAGGCUACACUGCCGCUAUCGCAUAAGAAGAGCGACGAGUUCCAAACGAAAGAAGACGGGGAUACCGGAUCAACAACUCAUACACCAGGAACUGAGGGCGGAGGAACACCUUGGAGAGCAUCGAGAGCACUAAAGGAAUGGAAAGCAGUCGUUUCGUCACCGGAAGCCAAACCCAUCGUAAACGUGCGACCGGUUAAACACCGACAUCCACCAGGCAAAGUGGCAAUCUUCGUCUACGAAGGCGUCCCCGAGCUCGACCACACGGAAUUGGUGCAAUGCUACCGAAGUGGCCACCGAGGGGUGGCUCCGUGGCAGGACGAGCGAAACGAUAUGGCCGAGAACAUGGGGGAGAUCUGGAUGCAUCGGUACGUGUGCCCCGCUUUGCAAUUGUUGUGCUGGCAAAGAAAGACUCCGCGUUCGCCCGCCAUCUCUGAAUUUUUCAAUUGUUAG
Molecule: messenger RNA, 666 nt
Organism: Ectocarpus sp. CCAP 1310/34
Lineage: Eukaryota; Phaeophyceae; Ectocarpales; Ectocarpaceae
Source: the annotation of a GenBank genome assembly